Messenger RNA from Ceratosolen solmsi marchali, 1397 nucleotides. Its product is annotated as proclotting enzyme. Bases 81 to 1292 code for a protein of 403 amino acids. Gene Ontology annotation, molecular function: serine-type endopeptidase activity. Gene Ontology annotation, biological process: proteolysis. The record is from RefSeq and is a predicted model, not a curated record. The transcript is spliced from 8 exons. NCBI's taxonomy places the organism in Eukaryota, Metazoa, Arthropoda, Insecta, Hymenoptera, Agaonidae.
GUGAGCCAGUCGGGCACAUCCUGCACGAUCUCAUAGUGUCGGAGCCGCGAUCGGAGCUGGAGCCAUUCGUUCUCCCGGCGAUGGCGCGACUUCCUGUUGUCGUGGCUGUGCUCGUCGCUGCUUUAGCGGCAAACCAAGUCGAGAUUGACGGGCGGACUUUCGAUUCGGGAAUGGACUCGUGGAGACGCUUCAAGUCAAAUAUUCCGUCAAGUAUUCGAAAUAAACGCAAUGUUAUACCUGACAAAAAUACGCAAUUGCCCAGUAAGGCUUACCAAACGUGCAUAGCGCCGGGCAGUAGACCCGGACACUGCAAACAUCUGUCCAGCUGCGGAGACGACGGCAUCCGAUUCAAUUUCCCCCGCUUGAUGAACUACAUGUGCGUGAUUGAGAAUCAAUUCGUAGGGAUCUGCUGCCCGGACGACGCGCCCAACGAUCCUAACAGAAGAGAUGCACUACCCGCGGGAGGUUUGGCCGGCUCUUUACCCGCUGUCGCAACCGACGGGGACGAGACGCUGAUGAUGCCUGGUGAGACCGGCAGGAGGGUCCGGGCGUCGCGUGGCUGCGGGCUCAGCACCCGUGAUCAGAGUCGCGUCUCCGGCGGCCGACCCACGAGCUCCCGAGAGUGGCCUUGGAUCGCGGCCCUCCUCACCAAGAGCGAGCAGUUCUGCGGGGGCGUCCUUAUCACCGACCGGCACGUGCUGACCGCCGCCCACUGCGUUCAUCGGAAACUUCCGCGAGAUAUAACAAUUCGACUAGGGGAGUACGACUUGCGAUAUCGUAACGAAACGCGGGCGUUAGACUUCAAAGUCAUUGAAAUUCGCAUCCACGCCGGAUACGUAUCGACUACUUAUAAACACGACAUCGCCAUUUUGAAGAUCAAUCGUCCGACAAUAUUCAAUACCUACAUAUGGCCGGUUUGUUUGCCACCAAUCGGCGCAGCUUUUGAAAAUAAACAGGCUACUGUUAUCGGAUGGGGCACCACUACAUAUGGCGGCGCUUUCAGUUACAUUCUCAUGGAAGUUAAUGUGCCGAUUUGGCCACAAGAUAAAUGCGUCACGAGGUUCACGCAGGAAAUAACUACGAAUCAUAUAUGUGCCGGGGCUUACGAUGGUAAUGGAGACGCCUGUCAGGGAGAUUCUGGUGGACCACUGAUGCAUCAGUUGAAGAACGGUCGCUGGGUGAACAUCGGCAUCGUAUCCUGGGGCAUCGGUUGCGGUGUGCCCGGUAGACCCGGUAUUUAUACGCGUGUCAAUACAUACCUCGAUUGGAUAUUCGCCAACGCCGUAUUUUGAGAUCUGCCAAAGUGAUGUUAUGUAUUGCAUAAUGUGCGCUAUGAAGUAAGUAAGAAGGAAGUGCAACAAUUAGAAAUUCCAGAAAAUAAAAUCAAUAUUUCUUAU